AUGUCUGCAGCAUCGUUCGAAUUAGAUAGUCUUCGAGAUUUCAGUGCCAUCUUCGCUCCCAAGCCGUUAAUGGCCACCGGCACAAAUACCGUCCUGCGAAGAUCCCCGCGCAAGAAGACCUCAGUGGAGGAGUCUUCAUCGCCUCAGAAGAAACAGCGAGAUGUGCCGAGCUCAAGAAAGAGAAUCGAACUCAAUAACCCCGGGAUCCCCGUGAAGGGGCGCGGCCGUAAAGAAGCUACGAAGCCUGGCAGGGGACACCCGUCCCUGCUCAAGGACAUCCCGCCUCUCCCACGAGAUCUCACUGUCGCCGAGACCCAUGUCACCUCCAACAACCGCCGCUCUCCCGCAAGUCCCCAAAGAAACCUCAGAUUGGCCCACGUAGACCCACUGCUAAAUCCGCUGAAGGCCUUGGUCGUGGAAGAUGGAGAGGCGUCUGCUGCAAUAGCACAUUCGACGAAGAGUAUCUGGGGAGUCCGGGUGUUUGACCAGGUCGAGAAGCUGGCCAAUUCUCGAAUGACGGAGGGUGCAACACAGUCAAAGGGGAACAAAAGCAAUCGCGGAAACAAACAGAAGCCAAACCAUGCGAGCAGGUUCGUCCUGAAAGAGGCUCGAUGCAACGAUGACAUUGAGGAUUCGGGUAGGGAGGACGAAGAGGACGACGAAGACACAGAUUUGAGCGGCUUUAUUGUCGAUGAUGAUGCCGAGCUGAGCUACUAUGAUUCUUCGGGGUCGAACUCGGACGAGGAUGAUUAUAGGAGACCGACAAUGAAAGUCCCCCAAGUGCGUCCGCGAAGAAGACUGCACCGUGGGUCGCCAACUCGGCGGCGCCUCAGCUUUGGUGAUGAUGGGGAAUCGGACAAGGAGAACCAUCCGGCAGAGACACUGUCAAAUGCACUGCGAGACAUUUCCCUAGAGGACAAAAACUCCGGGACUAUGAGAGGAGAAAUUGAAGUGAUCGAUCUAACCCUGUCUCCGACUGUCUCUCCCGAGACCAGAUUUAAUAACCGACCCAGUGUACGCUCACCGCAAAUUCCUCCUGUCUUUCCAUGGAAGGAAUCUUCCCAAGACUCGAAUCCUUUCAAGAACUUCGAUGCCCACCUUCAACUCCCUCCGCCUGCCUCUAAGCCUGCCCUAAUGGUCCCCUCCAAGGACCAGCCCGUCGACAGCUAUUUUGGCGAGGGUUUAGGAGAUGUGUGGAAGAAGCCCGCCGACGAGGCAAGCGAUCACUUCAAGACACCGCCAGCCACGCCACCCCGAUCACCUUCGAAACUCAAGUCACCCUCAAAGUUACUGUCCCCUUCCAAACGACAGGCUAUCCCACAGUCGCCGCAUCGUCAGAGUAUGGACGCGUUCUGGGAUCAUAACGUGGUCAACGACUGGAAUGACAAAUACUCUCCGAAGAAAGUGCCAGCAACAUCUCCGAGAAAACGUCUCUUUGAUCGGUUUCAAGUGUGGUCGGACUCGGAGGACGGGGAGAAAGACAACGCUUUCAGCAAUUCUGAUUCACUUCCUAGUCCUUGUUUGUCGCCACGCAAGUCAAGAUCACCGACCAAAAGUCCAGAGAAGGAAGAGAAGAAACGUUUAGCAGAAGAGAAACGCGCAGCGGCAGCUCGGAAGAAGGUGUUUGACUCCCAAAAAGAACAACUUGCGCGCGACUUGCUGUAUGAGCUCGACGAAAAAGUCGCCAACUCCCAACUCAACCGGCUAGCAUCCAGCACAGGCGGUAUCCGCAUCAUCUGGUCAAAAACCCUCCGUUCAACAGCUGGCCGAGCAAAUUGGAAGAGAACUGUUACAAAGCCACCUGGCUCACCCGUCAAAACCAACAAUGUAAAAGAGGCCAGCGGCCUGGGAGUGAAAGUGCAACACUUUGCGUCGAUUGAACUGGCUGAGAAAAUCAUAGACUGUGAAGAUCGUCUGGUUAACACCCUCGCGCAUGAGUUCUGUCAUCUAACGAACUUCAUGAUCAGUAACGUGCGCGACCAACCUCAUGGUGCAAGUUUCAAGAACUGGGCCGCAAAAGUCACUUCGCAUUUGCGAUCGACCGAUGUUGAAUCUUGGAGAAAGGUGCAUGUCACAACUAAACAUAGCUAUGCGAUCAAUCACAAAUACCUCUGGGUUUGCGUUGGCCGCAAGGAGAACUCAGCAGCAGCGGACGUCCUCAAGUUGGAGGAGGGGGAGGGAUGUGGAGCAGAGUAUGGACGGCAUAGCAAGAGUGUUGAUGUCGAAAAACAUCGAUGUGGGAAGUGUAAAGGGAGAUUGGUCCAAGUGAGGCCGAAGCCAAGGGCAAGUCCGGUCAAGAAAGAAACAAGCGGAAGUCAUGGAUGGGGUUUGAAGAGGGAAGAAAGUGCAAGGAGUACAACCUCGAGCACUAGCCGCAGCGUAUUGAGCGGGAUGAUCGAGACGAUUGAGCUGAGCGAUUGA
Messenger RNA from Cladophialophora bantiana CBS 173.52, 2421 nucleotides. RefSeq lists its product as uncharacterized. The transcript has a single exon. Gene Ontology annotation, cellular component: nucleus. NCBI's taxonomy places the organism in Eukaryota, Fungi, Ascomycota, Eurotiomycetes, Chaetothyriales, Herpotrichiellaceae. Bases 1 to 2421 code for a protein of 806 amino acids. The record is from RefSeq and is a predicted model, not a curated record.